AAUAUAAUAAUGUAACUUUAUGGUCUGUGUAGUUGUGUUUUCCAUAUGGUUGUACUGAUAUGGACCCGUGUGUCUCAACAAGUGCACCAGCCGCAGCGAGCAGGGUCAGUGGCUUUGUCCCUGAACAACAAACACAUGACUGGAACUGAUGUUGAAAGUGGCUUCUGCUUUCGCUUUCGCUUUCGCCACGAGGUGAAAAAGGAGAACAACUCUGAGGUAAUUUAAGCCUCGCUGGAUCUCACCGAGACUGUGUGCAGGUCAUGACAUACCUUUGUUUGUUUGACUGCUGGAUUUCACCACCGGCUGUCUACUGACCAAAUGUCCCGUCCCUCCGCCCUGGCUGCGGCCGUCCUGGCCUUCUCUGGAUGCUGGUGCAUAUGUGCAGCUGAUGUCGGGGAUUUUGCUCCGUGCCUGCAGUUCUUCUACAAGUCUUGGCCUCCCAAAGGUCUGGCGGGGACCCCGAUCUGCCAACGUUAUUACAACCAGUACCGCUUCGCCACACUGUACAGUCGGCCGCGGCGCUCUCCGUGGUUCUCGGCCUAUGUGUACUCGGUCCCGGCAGGAAAGAGACCCACCGCGUGUUGGAAGUUUGAGCCCCAGCUAGCCUACCCAGGAGCCGAGGGCAGCAUGAUCCCCUUCCCUCCGGGCCCUGUGGACCAGAACGUGGUGGACAGCCAGGCGGUGGAGCUGGACUACAUCAACUCCACCUAUUCCCGUGGCCACAUGAACCCAAGCCUCCACCACCAGAGCCACGAGGACCGCGCCGCCACCUUCACCCUUACCAACGUGGUUCCUCAGAAGGCAGGCUCUAACGACGGGCCCUGGGAAGUCCUGGAGUGGACCAUCAACAAAACCUUGGAGGCCUACUGUCUCGGAGAGGCUUACGUAGUGACCGGCGUCAUCCCUUACCGGAUCGACGAGCGCUGGCUCAAGGAUCAUCGCGUGGCCGUGCCCGAGUACAUUUGGUCCGCCUACUGCUGCCCGAACUACAACAACAGUCUUCCAGAAGAACUGAAGGAUGCUUUCCCCACGUACGCAGCCAUCGGCCGCAACGACCGCAACAGCAGCGAGGAGAUUGUGCCCGUCAGCCAGACGGCUAAGAAACAGUUCAGAGGAUAUGAUGUCAGACAAAUGCCGCUGGAGACACUCGAGGUGUAUCUGAAGGACCGGUUCAACACUGUAGUCAGUGUUUUCUACGAGCAGUGCGGAUAACAUCUAUACAAUAAUUAGAUCUUUGACGUGUUAAUGCUUAUUUCAGUUACUUAAGCCUUAAUCUAGACCUUUUCACAGUCAUAACCAUUACAAAUUGCCCAAAGUUGAUUUCCUGUCCAGGGUAUGGCUACGUUCACACCGCAAGUCUUAAUGCUUAAUUUGGAUUUUUUUUUCACAGAUACGAUUUUUUUAGUUU
Perca flavescens (yellow perch) is the source of this 1408-nucleotide messenger RNA. Its product is annotated as endonuclease domain-containing 1 protein. Bases 319 to 1212 code for a protein of 297 amino acids. The transcript is spliced from 2 exons. Gene Ontology annotation, molecular function: metal ion binding; hydrolase activity; nucleic acid binding. Lineage: Eukaryota; Metazoa; Chordata; Actinopteri; Perciformes; Percidae. The record is from RefSeq and is a predicted model, not a curated record.